Molecule: messenger RNA, 945 nt
Organism: Kwoniella shivajii
Lineage: Eukaryota; Fungi; Basidiomycota; Tremellomycetes; Tremellales; Cryptococcaceae
Exons: 7
Coding region: 1-945 (314 amino acids)
Biological process (GO): fatty acid metabolic process
Molecular function (GO): NAD+ binding; oxidoreductase activity, acting on the CH-OH group of donors, NAD or NADP as acceptor
Source: RefSeq, a predicted model, not a curated record
AUGACAAUUCUUCAGCCUAUUCGUAAAGCAGCGGUGAUAGGAGCCGGUCAAAUGGGAUUAGGAAUAGCAUAUGUAACAGCAGUUCACGCCAAAGUCCCAUUGACCAUACACGAUCCAUCAUCAUCAGUUUUAUCCUCCGCGAUGGAAAAAUAUAAAUCACUUUUAUCGAGGGAUGUAUCUAAAUCACGUUUGAGCCAAAAUGAAGCUGAUGAGGCUUUAUCUCGCGUGAGGGGUGUACAAGGUGAUGGAGGUGGUGAUAUUGGAGAUUCUAUAAAAGACGACGUCGAUAUCAUCAUUGAGGCAAUACCUGAGAUACCUGAAUUGAAAUUAAGGUUAUUCAAAAGACUAGGAAAUAUUUUACCGGAAAGUACGAUACUGGGUAGUAAUACUAGCUCAAUCAGUAUAACUAAAUUAGCUGCUUCUGCCGGGAGUGGUUCGGGAUUAGGGAAAGAGCAAGGAAGGAAAAGCUCAGAGAGAGUUAUAGGGAUACAUUACUUCAAUCCCGUUCCUCAGAUGAAACUAGUCGAGAUCAUACCCGCUCUUCAGACUUCUCAAUCAACGAUCGAACGUGCUAGGGCGUUUGGCAAAGCUUGUAAGAAAGAAGUAACGACAUCAUCCGAUUCACCUGGAUUCAUAGCCAAUGCGAUUCUCAUGCCGAUGAUCAAUGAAGCGAUCAUGGUCUUAGAGAGGGGUAUAGCGACUGCAGAAGAUAUAGAUUUGACCUUCAAGUUAGGAAUGGCACAUCCAAUGGGUCCAUUGACUUUGGCCGAUUUGAUAGGCUUAGACACAUGCUUGAAUAUACAACGAGUUUUGCAUUCUGAAACGGGUGAUAGUAAAUACAGACCGGCAGGAUUAUUGGUAAAGAUGGUUGACGCAGGUUGGGUUGGUAAGAAAGGUGGAAAAGGUUUUUAUGAGUAUGAUGGGAAAGGUAAUAAGAUGAAUUGA